Messenger RNA from Sporisorium graminicola, 2139 nucleotides. RefSeq lists its product as uncharacterized. The transcript has a single exon. NCBI's taxonomy places the organism in Eukaryota, Fungi, Basidiomycota, Ustilaginomycetes, Ustilaginales, Ustilaginaceae. The record is from RefSeq and is a predicted model, not a curated record. Gene Ontology annotation, cellular component: cytosol. Gene Ontology annotation, biological process: lipid metabolic process. Gene Ontology annotation, molecular function: acetoacetate-CoA ligase activity. The coding region runs from base 1 to 2139 and encodes 712 amino acids.
AUGGACAACGACGGCAGCAGCGGAAGCAUUCAAGGCAAGCUCGUCUGGUCGCCCACCGACGUCGCGGCCACCUCGAUGGAUGCCUUCCGACGCACCGUCAAUCAACGCUUCUCGCUCAACCUCGAGACGUACGAUCAACUCUGGCGAUGGUCUUGCGACAAUCUCAAUGACUUUUGGACCACCGUUUGGGACGAGACGGGAGUCAUCUCCUCUGUCAAAGCUUCGCGCGCUAUUGCGGACGAUGCACCCGUCUACCCGCCGCCCCGCUGGUUCGAGGGCGCACGUCUCAACUUCGCUGAGAACCUGCUGCGCCACGGCACGCCGUCAUCCUGUGGAGCAGCGGGCGAGAGGACGGCGGUGAUCCAGUCAACCGAGGUGGAUACCACGACCGGAGAGCUGGACGAGUCUUCGGUUAGCUACAGAGAGCUGUACAGGUUGACGGCGCAAGCGGCUGCGGCGAUGCGGAAGCGCGGAAUCACGGUCAACGACACGGUUGCGAGCUACUCUGCGAACAACGUUGAGAAUCUGGUGGCUUUCUUGGCGGCUUCCUCAAUCGGGGCAGUGUGGACGAGCGCUGCUGCCGAUUUCGGGCCCGAGGGAGUCUUGGAGCGGUUGAGGACGGUAAGGCCCAAGAUCUUGCUCAGCGUCAAUGCGGUCAGGUACAACGGCAAGGUGCACGAUCACCUGAAUAAGCUGCAGAGCGUAGUCGAUGGUCUCGAGGCCGACAGGAAGCACGACGAACAGACACUGGAGGGUGUCAUCGUCAUUCCAUAUGUCAAAUCGCAUCCUGUACCCGAGGGUCUCAAGGCUUCCGCCGGGGAGGCGAACGGAAGUGGCGCAACUCGCUGGACAAGCUGGGAUCAUUUCCUGGAAGAAGGCCGAGAAGCGGCAGACAAACCGAUCGACUUCGAACAGCUCGACUUCAACCACCCUCUCUGGAUCCUCUUCUCGUCCGGCACCACGGGUAAGCCCAAAGCCAUCACCCACCGUGCAGGCGGCAUGCUUCUGCAGCUGUCGAAAGAACACUUCAUCCACGGAGGCCUCACCCCUCAAGACGUUUUCUUUCAACACACCACCACCGGCUGGAUGAUGUGGAACUUCCUCAUCGCCGGCCUCGUCACGGGCUGCCCCAUCGUGCUCUACGACGGCAGCCCGCUGAAACCCGCCUCUGUGCUGUGGGAUUUGGCGGAGAAGCACGGCGUGACGACGUUCGGCACCUCGGCGGCGUACCUCGGAGCGCUCGAGAAGAGCGGGUACGAUGUGAAGAGCAACCACCCGAAGCUGAGGGUACGACAGGUGCUCAGCACGGGCUCGCCACUCCGCGCCGAGCUGUAUCCGUUCAUCCACGCCAAAAUCGGUGCGGACAUCUUGAUCGGGUCCAUCACCGGUGGCACGGAUCUGUGCUCGCUGUUCGCCGGGCACAACACUGCCCUUCCUGUCCGAGCGGGUGAGAUCCAGGCGCGAAACCUCGGCAUGGACAUCGCCGUGUACGACUCGGACAGCUGCACCGAAGUGACCACCCCGAACACGGUGGGCGACCUGGUGUGCAAGAAGCCGUUCCCCGCACAGCCGCUCGGGUUCUGGCACCAACCCGAGUCGAAAUACUUCGACUCGUACUAUGCGCAGCUCCCCGGCGCCUGGUACCACGGCGACUUUGUCCAAAUCAGCCCACACGGCGGCGUGGUGAUGCUCGGCCGCUCUGACGGGAUCCUCAACCCGGGUGGGAUCCGCUUCGGCUCGAGCGAGAUCUACGAGCUACUCGAAAGCCCCGAAAACCCGCUGCAGACAUGCCUCCUCGACUCGCUCGUCGUCGCCCUCAAGACGCCCGCCGGCGACGACGAAGUCGUGUGUCUCUUUAUCGUCCUCAACCCCAACAUCAGGGUGGACAUCGACGCGGUCAAGAAGACUCUGACGUCGCUGGUGAGGACCAAGCGAAGCGCUAGGCACGUGCCCAAGUUCAUCGAGGUGGUCUCAGACAUCCCAAAGACACUCAACGGCAAGAAGGUCGAGGUGCCCGUCAAGAAGAUCAUCAAUGGCGCCAGUCUGGACGCGAUCAACAAGGCGACGCUGCUCAAUCCCGAGUCGCUGCAGCAAUUCGUCACCCUCGGCGAGCGCCUGCGAGGCCAACUUCAAAACUAG